AACUGGUUAUGGGGCGGGGCUCAAGGGCGGUGGCUGCCCAACCAGCGGGUGCAGACCGCCAAGACUCGAGGAGACUACUCACAGGUCCACGCCUCCGGAUUCGCCACCGAGUUUGUCCGCCGCCCCUGCCUGCGGCGCGGACCUCGGCAUCAGCGGGACUGGCUGGCCCGGCGGCGACGGACGGAUUAGUAGGCAGUCCCCAGCCUCUACUGUAGCCUCUGCCCCUUAACUUUGGUGGCCGCGUCCCCACAUUCCGGAGCCCGGACAGGUGCCGCGCGGAGGGGAUUUGGGGAAUUUGGCCUCAGGCGACUCUGGCCGCGCCUUGCGGCUGGCAGAUUUUAGCUCCCUGCUAGCCGUCGGGGCGUUAGCCCGUCGGUCUGCUGAGCGGAUGCGCUCCGACUGAGCGUCCCUAACUCGCCUGCCAUGGCCACGCAUCGGGGACCGCUCUGGCUCCUGGGUCUGGCGCUGUGCGCUCUGGGAGGCAGCCCCGGCCCGCGCCCUCCACACAGCUGUCCUCAGCGUCGGCUGGGCGCUCGUGAGCGCCGAGACAUGCAGCGUGAGAUCCUGGCGGUGCUGGGGCUUCCUGGGCGGCCCCGGCCCCGCGCGCCACCCGCUGCUGCCCGGCUGCCCGCGUCGGCGCCGCUCUUCAUGCUGGACCUCUACCACUCCAUGGCUGGCGACGACGACGAGGACGGUGGAUCCCCGGAGCGGCACCUGGGCCGCGCCGAUCUGGUCAUGAGCUUCGUCAAUAUGGUGGAACGUGACCGCACCCUGGGCCACCAGGAGCCCCACUGGAAGGAGUUCCGCUUUGAUCUGACCCAGAUCCCAGCAGGGGAGGCUGUCACAGCUGCAGAGUUCCGGAUUUAUAAGCUGCCCAGGUUGCGCCCGCCGCUUCGCCACCAGCCCUCGGUCCGGCGCCUAGUUCUACGUGGACGCGGUGGAGACGGUGAAGGACAUCCGCAAUUAGGCGAUGAUGCUGGGGGCUGGGGUGUUCGGGCUCUGCAGGAACCCCGAGAACCUAAUGGCCGCGCUGCUGAGGACCGGCGGGAAGGACCUGAAGUGGUGAGCAGCAACGUGGGUGUGGACGAUUUCGGCCUGGGCCUCUUCCUAGCCACCAAGCAGAUCCGCAGCGUGGUCUGCUCCCACCUGGGCAAAAACAGGCUGGCAUCCUGGCCGAGCGCCUCCACGCCCACGGACUACCACAAGCUAGUGCAGGAAGGUGGCCAGCAUCAGGUACUACCCCACGGCAGCCUGGCCAUCCCGAACCAGCCGGGAGAGGGAGGACUUGGCCUUGGUGAAGGGGUGGACAGUGUGGGCAACGUGAUCUUCAAGGAAAGCGCCAGGACCUUCAACGUGCCCAAGUGCAAGGCUGCAGAUGUCACGGUUGUGGAAGUGGAAGAAAUCGUGGACCUCUAUGUCAGCUUCCAGGACCUCGGCUGGCUGGACUGGGUCAUCGCCCCCCGAGGCUACUCGGCCUAUUACUGUGAAGGAGAGUGCUCCUUCCCGCUGGACUCCUGCAUGAACGCCACCAACCAUGCCAUCCUGCAAUCCCUGGUGCAUUUGAUGAAGCCAGACGCAGUCCCCAAGGCAUGCUGUGCACCCACCAAGCUGAGCGCCACCUCUGUGCUCUACUAUGACAGCAGCAACAAUGUCAUCCUGCGCAAGCACCGCAACAUGGUGGUCAAGGCCUGCGGCUGCCACUGAGGCUCUCCACUUGUACUGCUGCUGCUGUCCCUCCUCAUCUGGAUCUGGCCUCUCUCCAAAUGCAGAAGACCCCCAAACCCAGCCAAACCUAAGGCAAGAUUGGCAGGGAGGCCUUCAAACCUCACAUCCCUCCUUCAUGCCAUGUUUUGGUCCUCUCCAGGCCCCUCUGCUCCCCUUUCCCUGCCUGAGGUUGGUAUAAUGGUCCUACCUCCAGCCCUGGUGGUCUGGGUUUUUAAGCAUCAGUUUCCUGUAGCCCCCUCUUUCAAAGGCAUGAACUGAUUAGCUCUUUGGGGUCUUAUCUGCAGACCUACCCAUGCCCAUUACUGGCCCAUAUUGUGGACAAAUUGGGAUGACCUGAGAGGCACGUGGUGUCCCUAGACCAGCCACCUUGUGCUCUUUACUAUCAAUUAUAGGGUUUGGGAAUGUGUAUACAGAGUCUGGUCCUGCCUCUUGCCUGCUCCUCCCAGAUACAAAACUGGCAUCUCUGGGAAAUAGUUAAAAGCAGGGAGCUGCCCUUAGCAUUGUACAUUUAUGGAUCUGAAUUACCCAAACCACUGGUCACAAAUGGACAUGUGGGGUUAACUCAAGAUAAAGCUGAAUGAACAACACGAUUCAGGGUUAGAGACAAUGGCAUGUAUCUUCUUCCAUCUUCCUGCCUUGGGUCUGCCUCUCUUGGGGGAAGACAUCAAUACAAGAACAUUUUGCUUUGGAGAAAUAAGAAAAUCUUGGGAGGUUUCCAGUUGCUCCAUCUCUCUUCCACCAUGGUAACCCACUAAGAACUCAGGUCUGUUGAAAAUUCUUUAUGCUGAGCAAGUAUGGUGGUUGCCCUGGGUGGCCAUGAAGACAGUGCACAGCAUAGAUAUCAUCAUCUCCCUUCCCUUCCGCAUGGCAAUAUACCAAUAGUCAAUAUAAAUCUUGAUAUUUUUUAUUCUCAUUCUGGAAGAAUUUCCAAAGGAUUAGCACAGGUCUCCUGGGAAGUGUAAAGCAUGGGGAAGCAGAGGCUGGAGGUGCGCCCCAGCACAUGUUGCCCACGUAUGGAGGCAGCAGAUGUGGCAGG
Messenger RNA from Ictidomys tridecemlineatus (thirteen-lined ground squirrel), 2761 nucleotides. Lineage: Eukaryota; Metazoa; Chordata; Mammalia; Rodentia; Sciuridae. The record is from RefSeq and is a predicted model, not a curated record.